Amorphotheca resinae ATCC 22711 is the source of this 2412-nucleotide messenger RNA. RefSeq lists its product as hypothetical. The transcript has a single exon. Lineage: Eukaryota; Fungi; Ascomycota; Leotiomycetes; Helotiales; Amorphothecaceae. The coding region runs from base 1 to 2412 and encodes 803 amino acids. The record is from RefSeq and is a predicted model, not a curated record.
AUGCGGUCUUCAAAAGAAGCCAAGCCCUUGCCUCCACCUAAAGACCACAUACCGUCGGCGGAAUCCCUUGAGCCUGCCAUGGAUGGACCACCUUCGCCCGAAGGUAUACGUGCCUAUACGGAGCAGAUGAAGAGGAGCUCAAUUUUUGGUAACAACUCUAGAACGAAUACACUCACUUCAUCUACGGCUUCCUCUCGCUCACGCGAGUCCUCUACGGAUAACCCGGUCCUGUCUCGACAGCUAUCAGCAAGAUCGAGAGGAACCACCAUGCCUUCUGCCUGGGAUAGGCCUGAAAGCAUCCAAAUAUUUGGGAAGUCAAUAUUCUCUCGAAGAAAGAAGAGGGACACACAUGGAGACAAUCUUCAUGGACGUUCGGCAUCAUCACUUGCGAUCGGGGAGGAUAUCAGACGGGAAGCAUCGGCAAAGGAUCGUUACCACGGCGGCCAUUCUCGUCGCGGAACUAUGACAAGUUCUCAUGAACCUCGAGCGCGACAUUAUAUUUCCAGUCCAUUCAACUUCCAGCAUGUCACCCAUACGCGACACACUCAUUUACCAAACCUGCAAAGAACUACGCAUAUGGAGUUGUUAUCGGAGUUCUCUGCCAUCCGAGCUUCACAGGCGCCGUCCCAUGGUGAAUUGAAAGGCAUAAGGGCACAAGAUUUGCACUUCGAGAAUUUCUCUUCCGAGACGCUGACUGCCCCAUCAAUGCCCUCAGAAGAGUCUGAUAUCCAGCCACAACGCGAACGCAUCAAGCAUGCUCAAUCACAUGACAAUUUGAGAUCAUCCCGGUCCUCUUUAUCCCCGAGUUGCCCAGUCGCUCUACCUGCUAGGACAUCUUCUCGGACAGCCUCGGUUCUUCUGGAAACAUUCGAUCCGUUAGCAACCACCACCAUUGAGCGGCCACAGACGAAUUGUGGCUUUCGGAAACCAGCGCCAUUUGGAUUACUGACACCACCACCACCACAACAAAGCACAUGGAGUGAGCAGCAAGAGUACUUUGCCGAGCGACCAGCGUCACAUGCCGUGACAACACCCGGGGAUGAGGCGUGGCCAUUGGCCUCGUCGCCAUCCGGAACCUUUGGAGGAACUGAGCUUACCGAUGUGCAAGAGGAAGAGGAAGAUUUAGCAACGAGACGACGGUCAAGGAUAUCCUCCGUAAGCGGAGAAUUGAAAGCGUCUCAAUCCGUUCCAGCGCUUCGGCUCAAAUCUCAGGCUCAAGAGACUCUCUCCAACGAAUCGGAUGCCGCUUCUAUGGUACCACCGCCAUCAGCUGGAUUAGAUUCGUGGGACAACGCUAUUGACUACGCUUACGAUCACGAGGCUGAGGCCGAUUGCGAUUAUCAAUGGGAGCGUCACUCAAUUGAUGAAGAUGACAAUACUACCACUACUGAUGCAAGCCAAUCAACCAAUGCUGAACAGCCGGCGUUGGAUCUCCACCUAGAGGAUGACAACCAGUCCAUCUAUCAUGGUCGUUUUAGACCUUCCCUUCUCGUCCCUUCCUCCUUGGAGAUCCCUGAAUUGUCCCCAAUGUCCAAUAUCUCCGCAGCUUCAUCUGACCCCCGUACACCAUCUAACUUUCUUCGGCCAAAUCAUUCUCGUUCACCGUCCCACGCAUCUUCUUUCAAGGAAUCCCAUGGUUUUCAUUUGUCGCCAUCAUUACUUAUCCCGAACGACUUCCAAUCUCAGAUGGAUCAAGAAGCACUAUACGAAGAGCAUUAUAACAGUAACGCUACUUCUGCAUCGAUGUUCGUGCCGGAGCCUUGCAGCUUUUCUCCUAUAGAUGAAAUUACUUCAAGCACCGCGUCAUAUCGCUCCUCAGAGUUCUCUCGACGUUCAGCACGAAGUUCGUCCAGCACUCGAACUUCUGCCCCCACCUCCAGGGGUAGCCAAGAUUCUAUCAUGCUGCUUAGUUGUUCUGGAAGCCUCGAUCAACUGCACCGCAGUUCAUCAUCCUCAUUGCCAGAUCUUACUCCUGCUAUGCCGCGCAAGUUUGAGAAGACUCAUGCCCUCACCGCGAGCGUCAGUAUGUUGAACUUGGAAGAAAGAUAUGACCCCGGCGAAGCUGCAGCACCGGGUCCAGAUGUAAAUGAUGUGCCAUCUAUGCGGCACCGACGAUACAAAAGUCUUAUGCAAGAGCAAGUUCCACGAAGCGGUGGCAAUCGCUCUGCGCUACCGCCGAACCUUCUCAAUGAAAAGGAUCACGUUGAUCUGAGCCCAGUAGCGGAAUCGUUCAUUAGUCCUCCGAAAGAGACGACUGGAUUUGCACACGGUAGAAACAUCUCGGCGCCUGUUCUGAGCACAUUUGUUGGUGCAGUUCCGCCCCGUGCUAGGGCUGCCUCAACCGUUGGAGGUGCAGUACAUCGACCUAGCGAUAAGAAAAGGGGCAGCUAUACGCUAUUUCCACAAGUUUGA